Molecule: messenger RNA, 684 nt
Organism: Ordospora pajunii
Lineage: Eukaryota; Fungi; Microsporidia; Ordosporidae
Product: proteasome
Exons: 1
Coding region: 1-684 (227 amino acids)
Cellular component (GO): proteasome core complex
Molecular function (GO): threonine-type endopeptidase activity
Source: RefSeq, a predicted model, not a curated record
AUGAUAACAAAGACAGGGACAACAAUCGUGGGACUGAAGUACAAGACAGGGGUUAUUCUUGCUGCAGACACAAGAUCUACACAAGGGCCUGUUGUUUCUGACAAGAAUUGCUUCAAGAUCCACAAGAUAACAGACAGAAUCAUGUGCUGUGGCGCAGGGGUUGCGGCAGACGCAGAUAGAGUAACAAGGAUGGUGUCGAAGAGGUUAAAGCUGUUUGAGAACAAGUUUUACAGACUGCCUUUUGUUUCUCAUCUUGUGAAGGUAUGCACACACUACCUACAUCAGUACCGAGGAGGAAUAGGUGCAGCGCUGAUUGUUGGGGGGGUUGACGAUGAGGGAUGCCAUCUGCAUGACAUUCAGCCGCAUGGGUCGUCGAAUUCUGUUUUGUUUACUUCGCUUGGAUCUGGAUCGCUGGCAGCCAUAUCUGUGCUUGAAAGCAGAUAUACGGAUCUGUGCAAGGAGGAUGCGAUCAAGCUUGCAUGCGAUGCAGUUGAGGCUGGAGUGCUGAACGAUUUGUACUCAGGAUCUAAUAUUGAUGUAUGUGUGAUUGAGGAGGGCGGAGUAGAGUUUUUAAGGAACUACAAGACGGUGUGCAGGUCUGAGAAUGAAGAUCGGUUGGUGUAUCCACUUGACUCUGUGAGGGUGAAGAGAGAGGAGGUGUUUGAUUUUGUCGAUGAGUAUUAA